GCUCCCCCUUUGGCGUCCGAUUCCCAAUUCUAGGUCCUCCUCGGGGUCCUAACGUACAUAGAAAAUGGAUGAUGUUUUGCCAUAACAUGGACGUAAUACUGCACAUCAACUCUGACACAAGUGGCAACCCGACCGUACACUUUAGGCUUCCAUUCAAGAAGUCACCCAAAGACAUCUUGCUGGCACGCUGAUGUGAAUCCAAAAACAUCAACGCUACAAUUACACAAAAGUUCCACCUGCCUAAAAAGCUCCGACUCCGUUCGCUGCCAGGAUGAGCCUUCCUGUUCAGACAUGUUUUUCCUUACGGGAUCCUGACGUGCCGUGCCCUCUUCAUAAAGGGCGUGUGAAGAACUCUAUUGGUCAAGGAUGAAUUAUCACCCCAGCAGUGACUGUGACUUUGCUAAUCUCUCUCCCACGGACCACUGGCUUCCACGGCCGUCACAAUAGAAAUAAAGUCAAGAUUCCUUUUCCUUCAUCGGGACAGAAGAGAAAUGGUUCCAAAUGAUGCACUCGGUGGGGAAAAUUGAAGAAGAAGUUUCAACAAAAGAUUAAUCGCUGCUCCGUCCCCAACGUAACAAGGUCACUCGGACGCAAGCGAGAACGAUGUCUUUGCGAGCCAACGUCCCGGAGUGACAGCGGCGAGGCUCAGAUCCAGUUCCCCGUCCUAAUCCCGCCUGAUAUUGUCUGGAGUUCCUGCCCAUGAUGCAAGCGGCAUUGAUUUGCAGUUUGGCAGAGGGAUGAAAAAAAAAAAAACUACAUCAAAGCAAAAGUGUGCAGCAGCUUACCGAUGCUUCGCUGUCUGACUUGAAUCUCCCACUUGGGGAUCAGAGAGGUGCGCACACAGCGGACAGACACAAGCUUCAGAUUCUUCGCACAAAAAUAAGAAAUGGACCGACAACACAGCUUCUAUCGGCAAGUGGACGUUCAGGACCACGUCCACUACAUCGUCGCCUUUUUUGUCCUCGUAAUCGGGACAGUGGGUGUGACCGGAAAUGCCUUGGUCAUGUAUGCGUUUUUCUGUGACAAGAAGCUACGCACUCCUCCCAACUUUUUCAUCAUGAACCUGGCAGUCAGCGACUUUCUCAUGGCCAUCACUCAGUCGCCCAUCUUCUUUGUCAACUCCCUCUACAAGGGCUGGAUAUUUGGGGAAAUGGGUUGUAAAAUCUACGCCUUUUGCGGGGCCUUAUUCGGAAUCACGUCCAUGAUCAACCUUCUGGCCAUCUCUAUGGAUCGUUACGUCGUCAUCACCAAGCCUCUGCGGGCCUUACGAUGGACCUCAAAGCGACGCACUUGCUUCAUCAUUGGUCUGGUGUGGCUGUACUCUUUGGCUUGGAGCCUCGCACCGCUUCUCGGGUGGAGUUCUUACAUACCAGAAGGCCUGAUGACCUCAUGCACGUGGGACUACGUGACGUCGACGCCCGCCAAUAAAAGCUACACCCUGAUGCUGUGCUGCUUCGUCUUCUUCAUCCCACUGGGCAUCAUAUCUUACUGCUAUCUGUGCAUGUUCCUCGCUACUCGCCAUGCCAGCAGGGAAGUGGAAAAGUUGGGUUCUCAGGUGAGGAAGUCAACGCUGAUUCAGCAGCAGACUAUCAAGUCAGAGUGGAAGUUGGCCAAGAUUGCCUUUGUCGUGAUCAUCGUGUUUGUACUGUCCUGGUCACCCUACGCGUGUGUCACCCUCAUUGCCUGGGCAGGAUAUGCAAAUGUCCUGAACCCCUACUCCAAAGCCGUGCCGGCGGUUAUUGCCAAGGCCUCGGCCAUCUACAACCCUUUCAUCUAUGCCAUCAUUCACUCUAAAUACAGGAACACUCUUGCCGAAAAUGUCCCCUGUCUACACUUCCUAGCCCAGCCCCCCCGGAGGAACAUCAUGUCAAUGUCACAUAGCCAGUCCUCCUUCAGGGACUCGGUGCUGAGCAGACAAUCAUCCGUCUCCAAAAACAAGUUUCUACAGGUUUCCUCAUCCUUAUCCACAAUCGACACUCAGGUUUGCAGUGAUGUGGAGCUGGAUCCAAUGAACCAGAACCUUUCUCUGAGAUCCAGCUAUUCCAUUGGAGCGCUAAAGGAUCAGAGCCAGGACAGAAGACCACAAUGAUCGCGCAGAAAUAUCCUAGAGCGAAGCGCACUCCAAAUGUGUGACCUGAGUCGUGGUCCCGCUCCAGACUCGGUGGAGGAAAAGGGAAGCGGAGCAUGAGGACUUGGUCUUCUACAAGAGACAUGAACCAAAGAGGGCCACAGCAAGCCCAGGGCGAAAGGAGAAGUGGAAGUCCUCUCCUGCCACUAUCAGGGGAAAAAGGAUGCAAUCAUUACUAGAUUAAUAAUAUCUAGUCUGGAUUGUUAAAGUCAAGUCUUGGAGUAAGUCGACUUUUUUUUCCCCUCAGCGAGUGAAAGCAUAGACAAUCAAAUGCACUUAGAUAUGCCACAUUAAAGGUGUCAAAUACAAUAAGCGCAAUAAUGGUCAAUACAAUUUCAUAGUGCCAUCAUAUUAAAUGUAAAUCCAGCCAUUGAA
Messenger RNA from Syngnathus typhle (broad-nosed pipefish), 2503 nucleotides. It is a transcript of the gene opn4xa, whose product is annotated as opsin 4xa. Gene Ontology annotation, cellular component: membrane. Gene Ontology annotation, molecular function: G protein-coupled receptor activity. The transcript has 15 exons. Gene Ontology annotation, biological process: visual perception; G protein-coupled receptor signaling pathway. The coding region runs from base 887 to 2089 and encodes 400 amino acids. The record is from RefSeq and is a predicted model, not a curated record. NCBI's taxonomy places the organism in Eukaryota, Metazoa, Chordata, Actinopteri, Syngnathiformes, Syngnathidae.